CUUUUUUUUUUUUUUCCCCGGGAUUUCGGUCAGAAAAUCCCGGGAUUUGAGGCGCAGCAGGAACGGGAUGAAAUUCCAAGGAUUUCUUCAGCCGAGCGAUUUUUUUUGGGUUUUUUUAUUGCGGUUUUUGUUUUGAACGAGCAAAAAUCCGUGAGAAAUCCGCGAUCCAGGGAAUUCCUGCCUCGGGAAUGUCGGCCCUGGAACCGGGAAUGACUUAAGGGCAAAGCCGCGCUUGGCUUUUCCUCGAUAAAUUAUUAAUUAGGAAAUUAAAAAUAAUUUAAAAAAGGGGUUUUGGGGAGGGGAUAAUUUAGAAAAAAUCCGGUGUUUUCCGGCAAGGACUGACAGCGCUCCGGGCCUCUGGAAUCGCUGGAACUUUGGGAGCCUCCGCGGGGAUUUUUUUUUUUUUGGGGGGAGAUUUAUUGGAGAGGAAAAUCAAGGAGAAGGAAAAAAGGGAUCGGAGAUCGGUGAGAACGCCCGGGAGCCGGGAUCGGGCACGGCUGAGGUGCCCAUGGCGGGCCGGAAGCGCGGCGCAGGCGGUGGCAGUGCCAGCGGCGGCGCGGGCGGCGCGGUGCCGUGGCCCGAGGAGCCGGGCGAGCGCGAGCAGGGCCUGUACUCGCUGCACCGCAUGUUCGACAUCGUGGGCGCGCAGCUGACGCACCGCGACGUGCGCGUGCUCUCCUUCCUCUUCGUGGACGUGCUGGACGAGGCCGAGCGCGGCCGCAUCCGCUCGGGCCGCGACUUCCUGCUGGCCCUGGAGCGCCAGGGCCGCUGCGACGAGAGCAACCUGCGGCAGCUGCUGCAGCUGCUGCGCAUCAUCACCCGCCACGACCUGCUGCCCUACGUCAGCCUCAGAGACGGCGCCCCGGUGAGUGCCCGUCGCGAUAUAUCGCGAUAUACGGGGUGAUAUUGGGGUAUUGGGGUGGCAUCAUCACCCGC
Molecule: messenger RNA, 936 nt
Organism: Serinus canaria (Common canary)
Lineage: Eukaryota; Metazoa; Chordata; Aves; Passeriformes; Fringillidae
Product: death effector domain-containing protein-like
Exons: 2
Coding region: 509-904 (131 amino acids)
Biological process (GO): extrinsic apoptotic signaling pathway via death domain receptors; regulation of apoptotic process; apoptotic process
Cellular component (GO): nucleolus
Molecular function (GO): DNA binding; protein binding
Source: RefSeq, a predicted model, not a curated record